Knipowitschia caucasica is the source of this 579-nucleotide messenger RNA. NCBI's taxonomy places the organism in Eukaryota, Metazoa, Chordata, Actinopteri, Gobiiformes, Gobiidae. The record is from the annotation of a GenBank genome assembly.
AUGUUGGAGAAGAAGCAGCGGUAUCCCACUGACAAGGCCUACUUCAUCGCCAAAGAGAUUCUGACGACGGAACGGACUUAUCUGAAAGAUCUUGAGGUCAUCACUGUGUGGUUCCGCAGUGCUGUGAUCAAAGAGAACGCCAUGCCUGAGGGCCUCAUGAACCUGCUCUUCUCCAACAUCGACCCCAUCUACGAGUUUCACCGCGGAUUCCUCAAAGAGCUGGAUCAGCGCCUCGCCCUGUGGGAGGGCCGGUCCAACGCUCACGUGAAAGGGGACUACCAGAGGAUCGGGGACGUCAUGCUCCGCAACAUGUCUGCACUGAAGGAGUUCACCGGUUACCUUCAGAAACACGACGAGGUGCUGACAGAGCUGGAGAAGGCCUCGAAGCGACUGAAGAAAUUGGAGACGGUUUAUAAAGAGUUUGAGCUGCAGAAAGUCUGUUAUCUCCCUCUGAACACGUUUCUGCUGAAGCCCAUCCAGAGACUGAUGCAUUACAAGCUCAUACUGGAGAGACUCUGCAAGCACUACUCCCCCACGCACAAGGACCGCGAGGACUGCACGGUUGUUGGAGCUUUGUGA